UCUACACUUAUUUCUACAAUUUCCUUCUCUCCCUCUUCCAAUUCCAAGUGCAGAAGAAUAUUAAUAUACCAAGUCCACUUUAUCUCUUUUCUCGUAGUUUCCUCCCCUUUCUUUAAAAUCCAUAAAAUUCCCACUCCUUCCCUCCCUUGCCAUGAAGAAAAUGGUGUCAUCUUCUUUAAUCUCCCCUCCCAUUUCCUGCUUCAUUUACCAGCUCCUCCUCUACCUUUGAAAACCUUUCUUGUUUUUUUUCAUUAUACUUUACAACCUUUCUUUUUUUUCUUUCUUUCCUGUUUAUGGGGGCUGGGGUUUCUGGGUUUGCUGCAGAUACUCAGAGAGAUUGUCAGUUGACUCCCAGUCUCGGGGAUGUGCCGGAAAGUUGUAUUUCGUCUAUUUUUAUGUACUUGGAUCCCCCAGAGAUCUGUAAACUAGCAAGCUUGAAUCGGGCUUUCUGUGGCGCUUCUUUGGCUGAUUUUGUGUGGGAAACCAAGUUGCCUUCGAAUUAUGGAUAUCUUGUUCACAAGGUGCUCGAUCGAAGUCCCAAGAGUCUGAGCAAGAAAGAGAUUUAUGCAAGAUUGUGCAGACCAAAUCGGUUCGAUGAUGGCACCAAGGAAGUUUGGUUGGACAAGAGGAGUGGGAAGCUCUGCCUAUGCAUUUCGGCCAAGGCCUUGAAGAUAACCGGAAUAGAUGAUCGGAGAUAUUGGAAUCAUAUUCCCACUGAAGAAUCCAGGUUCCAAACAGUUGCAUAUCUUCAACAAAUUUGGUGGUUUGAAGUAGAGGGGGAAUUAGAGUUCGAAUUUCCAUCGGGUUCCUACAGCCUUUUCUUCAGGCUGCAUCUAGGCAAACCCUCAAAGAGAUUUGGCAGACGGGUCUAUAACCUUGAUCAAUUACACGGUUGGGACAUUAAACCUGUCAGGUUUCAUCUAUCAACCUCAACUGGUCAGCAAGCCUCAUCAGAAUGCUGUCUCUGCGAUCCAGGAAACUGGGUCUAUUACCAUGUGGGUGACUUUAUGAUUGAGAAUUCAAGCACCCCAACGAAGAUCAAGUUCUCGAUGAUGCAGAUAGAUUGUACUCAUACAAAAGGAGGUCUAUGUGUAGACUCUGUGUUUAUAUAUCCUAGUGAGUUUAGGGAGAGGUUAAAGUAGUAUAUAGCUUGGUAUUGUGGAUACAUAAAAUGGGGCAAUUCAAGAGAAGAAUGUGGGUUUGUUUUUUGUUGGUCCACGGAUGUAGUUUGCCUAUGAAGAAAUGUUCAUGUGCUUUCAAUACUUUUUUAGUUUCAAAUGUUCAUUGUGUCUUUGCCUUUUGUAAGUUAGUACAGUACAUUUGGUGAGGAAAAUGGUGUUUGGUUUGAUGAAUAAAUUGAAAGAGCAAGUUUCCAUUGUAAUGAGUUUCUUUUAAUAAAAAUGUAAUGAGUUCUGUCUUUCUUCUGGCUCUUGUGCAGAUGCAGAUGCCUUCUAGGGUUGGCCCAAGUGCAUCACUUUGGGCCUAAACAUGGGUUGUAACUACUUACUAGUUGGGACGCUUACUAGUUAGGACGCUUUAGCAUUCUUAUCCAAGGAGAGAGCCUGUUAGGUUAUGGUGUGGAUUGGUUUGGAUGUUUUGAGUGGCUUUAAACUAAAAGGUGAACAUUCGAUUCGAAAAAAGGGUGAAAAUUGAUGAUGGCUCAAAAAAUAUAAUUUGAGGUUUGGG
Rubroshorea leprosula is the source of this 1686-nucleotide messenger RNA. The record is from the annotation of a GenBank genome assembly. Lineage: Eukaryota; Viridiplantae; Streptophyta; Magnoliopsida; Malvales; Dipterocarpaceae.